AUGCCUCAAGCCCCGGCACACGCUGCAUUCCCGCUCUACCGACCAGCGCGCGCGGGCGACCCGGAGGACGUGCGCCAGCAGUUUGCGCAGUGGCAGUGCGAGCUUGAGAGGUGCUCGGGCGAGGUGGCAACGAACGAGCAGGCCGAGGAGGAGCGUAGAGGCAUCAUGUUACUCGCGGCACGGUGCCUCGCCGGCCUCGAGACGGGCCUCGUCGGGCGGGAUCUCGCGGCCGAGCCAACUCACGAGGCCAAGCUUCACGUACUCCACGCGGCCGAGGCCGAGGCGCAGACGGCCCUUGCUCGUCUUGCGGCCGAGCUCGCGCAAGUGCACGGACCGCGUGCAGAGCUGCGCGACCGUCUCAGCUCGACUCGGCGGCUCCCCCUGCGCCGCUCAGACUCGACCAAAUUCUGGAGCCUCGAGUCGCACAUCGGGAACCUCCUCGCGCAGCAGUUCUACGCCAAGCUCCUCGUCAAGCACUACGACCUCCUGCGCGACCUGUGCGACCACGCCGAGGCGGCUGCGUCGAGGCCGUCGUCGUCAAGUGGUCGUUCGACCCGCCCGCCGUCGUUCGAGGACGAGCCGAGCAAUCCGGCGCCGCCGUACCAGCGUGACGCGUCCGCGCGAGCGAGCACGAGUCGCAGGUCGUCGGCGUCGUCCUCAAGCCGCGGCGUCCGGUCGAGCGCUCGGCGCAGCAUGCACAGUCUCGGCGCGUCCUCGGCGUACUGGCCUCGUCGUCGGUGA
Molecule: messenger RNA, 741 nt
Organism: Rhodotorula graminis WP1
Lineage: Eukaryota; Fungi; Basidiomycota; Microbotryomycetes; Sporidiobolales; Sporidiobolaceae
Exons: 7
Coding region: 1-741 (246 amino acids)
Source: RefSeq, a predicted model, not a curated record